AGAAAUAAUGCGCUCCGUUUAGCUGAGUGUCAUCAACACUGACCUUGUUCUGAAUCGGAAGGUUUCAUUAGUUAUAAUUAAUCAUUGUUGUUUCUUUAUACAGCGACUAACGGAACUUAACGGGUCAUGUUAUGAUUCUUCUCCCCGGAUAUUUUCUGUCCUCUGCUUCCUCUCCGGUGAGAAGAGGGGAGGGGGGCGGAUACUCAGCAUCUCUCAGCCUCCGCCCGCCUCUCUGCCUCUGCCUCGACCCAACACGGUGGCGGAACACACCGACAGGGGGGUGGGGGCAUAAAAACAUACUGCGGAAAGAGGGGCGAUGGCCGCCGGUGGAGGAUGCGGGGAAUCGGUGGAUCAGUGCCGGGCCGAGGUGGAGAGACUCACGCAGGAGCUGGCCGAGGCCAACCGGGAGAAGAUCAGGGCUGCGGAGUGCGGGCUGGCCAUCCUGGAGGAGAACCAGGUGCUGAAGCAAAAAUAUGCAGAGCUGGAAACCGAUCAAGAGACUCUCAGGAAGGAGUUGGAGCAGUUACAGGAGGCGUUCGGCCAAGCCUACACCAACCAGCGCAAGGUGGCUGAGGAUGGGGAGACCAUUGAGGAGACACUGCUGCAGGAGUCAGCCUCCAAGGAGGCCUACUACAUGGGCCGACUACUGGAGCUGCAGACAGAGGUAACGCUCAGCCGCUCGGUGGCGUCCAAUGUCCAGGCGGAGAAUGAGAGGCUCAACACUCUCUUGCAGGACCUGCGAGAGAGUAACGAGAUGCUGGAACUACAGCGCAGCAGGAUGAGGGAGGAGAUCAAGGAGUACAAGUUCAGAGAGACCAGGCUGCUUCAGGACUACACUGAGCUGGAGGAGGAGAACAUAACCCUGCAGAAACUGGUUUCUACACUCAAGCAGAGCCAGGUGGAAUAUGAGGGUCUGAAGCAUGAAAUCAAGGUUCUGGAGGAGGAGACGGUCCUUCUCAACAGCCAGCUGGAAGAUGCAUUACGUCUGAAGGAAAUCUCUGAGGGACAACUGGAGGAAGCCCUAGAUGCCCUCAAGACUGAGCGUGAGCAGAAGAACAAUCUGAGGAAGGAGCUAGCCCACCACAUUAGUCUGAGUGACAGCGUUUAUGGAGCAGGGGCCCAUCUAGCGCUCACUGUCACUGGUGUUGAGGGUCUCAAGUUCACCGAAGAGACCAGCGGAACAAAUACUCCUAACGGUAGCGCCCUCCCAGCUGCUAAUGGAAACAUCGAGGACAGCAACCGCUGCAAUGUCCACCUGCACCACGGCACAGGGUUAGCCAAGACAAACGGUGAUUACCGAGCGGGCAGGAAGGGAGACGGCCUUGUUCCGGACCUGUUUAGUGAACUUAACCUGUCCGAGAUGCAGAAGCUCAAGCAGCAACUGCUGCAGGUGGAGUGUGACAAGGCAGCUCUGCUCAUGAACCUGCAGGAGUCGCAGACCCAGCUGCAGCACACGCAGGGUGCCCUGACUGAGCAGAAUGAGCACGUCCAUCGCCUCACCGAGCACGUUAACACCUUGAAACACCUGAAUCCAGACAAAGACUUUGACGACCCACAAGAGAGUGAGAAACCUGAUGGCGGCUCCCCAUCCCCGUCAUCCAACAGCCACCAUGAUCCUGAGAUCCUGGAGUGUAAGUACAAGGUGGCAGUGACGGAGGUGAUCGACCUGAAAGCAGAGCUCAAAGCUUUGAAGGAGAAGUACAACCAGGCUGUGGAGAGUCAGGGAGACUGCCACAAUGAUGACAGAGUCCAGGCACUGACUGAACAGAUUUCAGAUUUGGAACGAAGCUACCGCGAGAGCCGGGAGAGGGUGGCUAGCCUGGAGGUAGACCUCAGAGCUGCAGCAAACACUGCAACAGAGAGCCAGAGCAUGCUGAACGCAGCGCAGGACGAGCUCGUAACUUUCAGUGAGGAACUGGCGCAGCUCUACCACCACGUCUGUCUCUGCAAUAAUGAGACUCCGAACCGCGUCAUGCUAGACUAUUACCGGCAGAGUCGCACUACACGCAGCGGCAGCCUCAAAGGCCCAGAAGAUCCUCGAGCUUUGCUCUCUCCUCGCCUGGUGCGACGACUUGCUGCAGUGUCUGCAGCCUGCUCAUCUGAUUCCCUGCGCAGUCCAAUGGACUCCCCAUCCAAAGACGCCCACCACAGUAACACAGCAGGCAACUCAGCAGACUCUUCGUCUUGCCAUAGUAGCCCCAUCCACAAUAUCACUGGAUCUCCAUCUAUCAGCAUAUCCCGGUGCCCAUCUCCAGUGCCCUCAGACACAGGCGGGGACCUGCGGAGGGAGCCCAUGAAUAUCUACAACCUGAAUGCUAUCAUCAGAGACCAGAUCAAACAUCUCCAGAGAGCUGUUGAUCGCUCACUGCAGCUGUCCAGGCAGAGAGCUGCAGCCAGAGAGCUGGCAACUAUGCUUGACAAGGACAAGGAGUCCUGCAUGGAGGAGAUCCUAAAGCUCAAAUCCCUCCUCAGUACCAAAAGAGAACAGAUAGCCACACUACGGCUGGUCCUCAAGGCAAAUAAACAGACAGCAGAAAAUGCCCUGGCUAACUUGAAGAGCAAGUAUGAGAAUGAAAAGGCAAUGGUGACAGAGACCAUGAUGAAACUGAGGAAUGAACUGAAGGCUCUAAAAGAAGAUGCUGCCACCUUCUCCUCUCUCAGGGCCAUGUUUGCCACAAGAUGUGAUGAGUAUGUUACCCAGCUGGAUGAGAUGCAGAGGCAGCUUGCUGCAGCAGAGGAUGAGAAGAAGACAUUGAACUCCCUCCUUCGAAUGGCAAUCCAGCAGAAGCUGGCUUUGACACAGCGGCUGGAGGACCUGGAGUUUGACCACGAGCAGAUUCACCGUGGCCGUGGCGCUAAAGUGCCCAAGAUCAGAAGCAGCCCACCCAAAAUUGUCAGCAGCCUGCUGCCUCAGUACCGACAUUCUCCCCACAACUAAGGCGAGGGAGAACUUCUCUAGCCCGCAGUCGUAAAUGUUUGGACGAACUCCAGGAAUACCGAGCAGUCCUGUCCAGCAGUUGCAGCCUUCUCUCCCCAUGCGACCCACGUAGCUGCUUGGCCCACCAGCCCCAUCCUCCUGGCACCUAGUCCUGCUGCCACCAG
This is a messenger RNA of Girardinichthys multiradiatus, 3102 nucleotides long. It is a transcript of the gene bicd1a, whose product is annotated as bicaudal D homolog 1a. The transcript is spliced from 10 exons. The coding region runs from base 317 to 2938 and encodes 873 amino acids. Gene Ontology annotation, biological process: protein localization to organelle; positive regulation of receptor-mediated endocytosis; microtubule anchoring at microtubule organizing center. Gene Ontology annotation, molecular function: dynein intermediate chain binding; dynactin binding; cytoskeletal adaptor activity. Gene Ontology annotation, cellular component: Golgi apparatus; cytosol. The record is from RefSeq and is a predicted model, not a curated record. NCBI's taxonomy places the organism in Eukaryota, Metazoa, Chordata, Actinopteri, Cyprinodontiformes, Goodeidae.